Molecule: messenger RNA, 4176 nt
Organism: Meriones unguiculatus (Mongolian gerbil)
Lineage: Eukaryota; Metazoa; Chordata; Mammalia; Rodentia; Muridae
Product: zinc finger protein 354A
Exons: 6
Coding region: 1799-3526 (575 amino acids)
Biological process (GO): regulation of DNA-templated transcription
Source: RefSeq, a predicted model, not a curated record
UGCUCAUAAGGGCUGUUACAUAGAUACUGAUUUAAUGCAUCGAUGGACUCUGUAUUUCAACCAACUUUGAGGUGUUACGGAACUGUAGAAUUCCAGAGGUGUCUUUGAAGGGUCUAUUUUUCCCCGCCUCUUCCUGUUAGCUCCUCUUUGCUUCCCAGCUGUCACCAAGUGCACAGCUUUUUUAUUCUAUGCCUUUCUUCUGAAGAUGUUCUGCCUUGCCAUCAACUGACACACAAUGGAGGCAGCCAGGUGAGGACUUUCAAUUUGCAGAGCAUGACCCCAAGCUAGCCCUUUGUUUAGAACCUUCUCAGGUGAAUGUCACAACCACAAAAUUUACAAGAACAGUUUCUCCUCUCCUGAAUUGUUGCCUCAAGUCUGGGCUCCAUAUUCUGAUCUGUCUAGGCUGCCCUUCACCUUACUCUUUUGUUGUUGGUGUUGUUUUCUCAUUACAGUUCUCCUACAAGUCCUUAAUUAUGUUCACAGCUUAUCGUCUGAUUCUUGUCUUUUACAAAAAAAAAAAAAAAAGUACUUCGGGGUAAUGAUGUUUGUCUUACAGAUGUUUUUCAAAUGGCUUAUUAUAGGACUUGGCACAAAGCAGUGUUGGAACACAGAUCCUACAGCUGUCUUUGUCUUGGACCCUGAAAAGUCAGACCCCAGGCCUCUCCCUCUCUGGACUGAGAGUGGAGACACAACCUGCUGUGACAUUGCAAGGCUCACGGAGUUAUUUCUCCUCCUCUCUCAGCUGCCAGCCCAGCUCCCACAGUUUCCCAAGACAACCUUGAAUUAUAGCUUAGUUAUAUAUUUAGUGCCUUCCUGCCUUGCCUUGUGACUCCUGGCACACGGGUUAGGUCAUUUGGUGGGGAACACUUCAUUUCCCAAACUUACAGGAAUAAGGAAUUCCUGUUUUGGGGAGCUGAAGGGUCUGAUUUCCUCAUCAGGUCCCCAUCGUGGCUACUUGUGACCUGAUUCUCAUAACUCUUCUCCCUGCCCCCGCCCCCUUUUCUUCAUUUGCGGGAAAAGAUGAAUUUUAAGGAUUUAUUUAUGAGCACGAAAUGCAAGCACUGCCCAGAGAGGCCAGAAGGGGGCGUUGGAACCCAGGCGCUGGAGUUACCCUCCGUGGUGAGCAAUCUGAUAUGGGUAGUGGGAACUGAACUCCGCAAGAGCAGCAGGGACUCUUAAACCUCUCAGCCCCUCUCCAGCUCCACUAAUACCUUAUAAUAAAGCUCUUUCAAAGGGUACUUCGUGUCAGGUUCCUUUCCACGAACCUAGAACAUAUUUUACUAUUUACCUAACAAGCCGGUCUUUGUUUGCCGGUGUCCACUACCUGCUUCCGAGGCUUCCACGAACCAGAGUAGCUGAGCGGGUCGCAGCCCAUACAAACAGAGGAACUUCAAAUCCCAGAAUCCGUGGGUUUCGUAGUGGACUACAUUACCCAGAGGCCUCCGCGCCGACCACCCUCGGCUUCUAGCACGGACCCACCGUGAGCCUUCCCGAGUCAUAGGCCGUCUGUGGCACAGUUCGAGGCUCGAGUCCAAGGUCCCUGGGCAAAGUCCCACGCGCGGCCUCCCGGAGCCUCUGUGAGGCGCGGCGGGAGCCGGGGGCAAGCUCUCCUGUCCUGGGCCCCUGAAUCCAUUUCUGGAGUUUUCUCUGGGGUUCUGGAAAUCGACCCCUUGACAGCGGCAGUGCAGUUGGGAGCCAACGCGUGGGGAAGAGGAACACCGCCCCUGGCUGUGGGCAGAUCUGAAUAGAUCCUCCUCCACCUUCACCCACCUUCGGAAGAAAAACCUGCAGAAAGAGCAUGGCUCCUGAGCAAAGGGAAGCGAGGUCUCAAGUGUCAGUGACAUUUGAAGACGUGGCUGUGCUCUUUACUCGGGAUGAGUGGAAGAAGCUGGAUUCCUCUCAGAGAAGCCUGUACCGAGAGGUGAUGCUGGAGAACUACAGCAACCUGGCCUCGCUGGCAGGAUUCCUGUUUACCAAACCAAAGGUGAUCGCCCUGCUGCAGCAAGGAGAGGAUCCCUGGAAAGUGGAGAAAGAAGGUCCCGGAGGCUUCUCUCUUGGAUUGAAGCUCAGUCACAGAACCACAAAAUCAACUCAAACCCAAUAUGAGGAAUUGAUUAGGAGAAAAUCUAAAAGAAAUGAACCUUUGAACAUGAAGUCAGAAAACCUUUUCAUGUAUGAAGGCAAAUUAGAGGAAAAGCAGAAUAAGAAUACUUUGACUAUAGAAAGAAUCCAUAAAAGCAAUUAUCUUAGCCCAAAGUCACAUAGAGAAAAAAGAUCACCAGAAUGUGAAAAACGAAACACUUUCAAGAAGACAUCAUUUUUAUCUAAUCAAUCAAAGAUCACUCCAGAUAAACGCUAUAAAUGUAGUAUGUGUGAGAAAACGUUCAUCAACACCUCAUCUCUUCGUAAACAUGAAAAAAACCAUAGUGGAGAGAAAUUAUUUAAAUGCAAAGAAUGUUCAAAAGCCUUUAGCCAAAGUUCAGCCCUUAUUCAACAUCAAAUAACUCAUACUGGAGAGAAGCCUUAUGUUUGCAAAGAAUGUGGCAAAGCCUUCACUCUCAGUACAUCCCUUUAUAAACAUCUAAGAACCCACACUGUAGAGAAGUCCUACAGGUGUAAGGAAUGUGGUAAAUCCUUUGGCCGAAGGUCAGAUCUUUUUGUACACCAGAAAGUCCAUGCUGGAGAAAAUCCUCAUAAAUACAACCCAGGUAGGAAGGCAUCCACAUCCCUUCCAGGAUGUCAGAGAACUCAUUCCAGAAAGAAGACCUACUUGUGUAAUGAGUGUGGCAACACCUUUAAGUCUAGCUCAUCCCUUCGGUACCAUCAGAGGAUCCACACAGGAGAGAAACCUUUCAAAUGUAGCGAGUGUGGCAGAGCCUUCAGUCAGAGUGCCUCGCUUAUUCAACAUGAGAGAAUUCACACUGGAGAAAAGCCCUACAGAUGUAAUGAAUGCGGAAAAGGCUUCACUUCCAUCUCAAGACUCAAUAGACACCGAAUAAUUCAUACAGGAGAGAAGUUUUAUAAUUGUAACGAAUGUGGCAAAGCCUUAAGUUCCCAUUCAACUCUUAUUAUUCAUGAAAGAAUUCACACUGGAGAGAAACCAUGCAAAUGUAAAGUUUGUGGGAAAGCCUUUAGACAGAGUUCAGCUCUGAUCCAGCAUCAGAGAAUGCAUACUGGAGAAAGACCCUAUAAAUGUAAUGAGUGUGGGAAAACAUUCAGAUGUAACUCAUCCCUAAGUAACCAUCAGCGGAUUCAUACUGGAGAGAAACCAUAUCGAUGUCAGGAAUGUGGGAUGUCAUUUGGCCAAAGUUCAGCUCUUAUUCAGCACCGAAGGAUUCAUACUGGUGAGAAACCCUUUAAAUGUAACACCUGUGGGAAAACUUUUAGGCAAAGCUCUUCACGUAUUGCACAUCAGCGAAUUCAUACUGGAGAGAAACCCUAUGAAUGUAACACAUGUGGGAAGCUUUUCAACCAUAGGUCAUCCCUUACCAAUCAUUAUAAAAUUCAUGUGGAUGAGGACCCUUAAAAAGUAGAUUUGCAUGUGUAAAAGCCUUAAACCAAAGCUCUUCAGAGAAAGUGCUUGAGAGACGAAAUAAGUGUAAUGAAUAUGGGGACCUGUGCUUGUUUUCCUCAACUAACCCUCGGAUAAAUUUUGUGCAGCAGGUAGGAGGAAAAUAUCCAUGCUUGAAAGACGCUUUUAAAAAUUACUUGAGAUGCAGGCAUAGUGCUUCAUACAUGUAGCCUGAGCUACUGAAAACCCUGAGGCAUGAGGAUUGCUUGAGUCUAUGAAUUUGAAGCAGCCUGAGCAAUCCUAGGGAGAGCCUAUCCCAAAAAGAUCAGUAACCUAAGAUGAAGAGUUCACAACUGAAGACUCGGGCGUCUAUAAAACGGUGCUUUUCUCUCUGUAGCUGUGUAAUCGUAAGCAUGUAAGUGCACAGUGAAAUGUGGCAGACUCCACAGAGAGACACUAAACUACACUGGUAUUUUUCAUAACAUUUAAAUAACAUCCAAAAGGGAUCAAAGAAAUUAUACAUUUUUAAGAAAAAAAAAAAAGGGCCAAAAUAAAACAUUGAAAUGAACUGUUAUCUACCUUUUAGUCUCUGGAAUUUAUCUUUUCCUUGCCUGAUUUCAAAUGUCCUGUGUGGAUUUUAUUAAAAAUGGAAAAUAAAAAGCUGG